CUGCGUGCAAAAAAGGAGGAUAUUAUACGAAUGGUGCUUGGGGUUGGAGCAUCUCUCUGUACCACCGUAUCAAUCAGUCCCUCUUUUUGGAGGCCAUAAAUAGCACGAUCAUGGCCUUUCACUGAUGCACUCAUCACAGGCUAUAACCAGCCACCAAGUCCUUCACAUAUCAUCAUCAUCAUCAUCAUCAUCGCUAUUACUAUCUCAAAUUUUUCAAAUUGUUGAAAGAAACAAGAUGGUGAAGUUUUCUAAGCAGUAUGAAGGUCAGCUUGUGCCUGAGUGGAAAGCGGCCUUUGUUGAUUACUGGCAACUCAAGAAGGACCUGAAAAGAAUCCAUCUCCUUAUAAACAUUCAACCGACCUCAUUGCCCAACAGAGAACACGAACAUCAUCCUAGUACUCCUGUCACUGAGGCUGACACUUUCCUCUCAUCUCUAAAGAAGUUCAGUCCUUUUGGGCAUCAUCAACCUAGGACUGAUGGUGCCAUUCAAGUGCACAAGAAACUUGCAUCUUCAGACAGACAGGGUGAUUUGUAUGAGACUGAGUUGGUGGAGCAAUUCUCAGACCUUGAAGCAGCCAAGGAGUUCUUUGCAUGCUUGGACCACCAGCUCAACAAAGUGAACAAGUUCUUCAGGACCAAGGAGAGAGAGUUCUUGGAAAGAGGAGAGUCCCUGAAGAGGCAAAUAGAGAUCCUAGCCGAACUCAAAGCAUUUGUCAGUGAACAAAGUGGAAAAGAUCCGUCGUUGGCCCAUGAUGUCGGGGAGGAGGAUGCUUCCAUUUCCUGUGCCAUAUCUUGCGAGGAGGAGUCCAUAGUAAAAGGACAAGAUCAAGAACAAAUGCAAGAGAAAAAAGUCUUGGAAUUGGAUGAACUUGGGACAAGUGACGAGCUGCCGUUGACCGAGUCUGCAAAAUGGGACGAGGCGGGGAAGUCGGGAACAAUAAAGAGAGAGUACAGUAAUAAAUUGAGGUCGCUCUCGAGUCGGUCUUUCAGCUGCCAGGGGAAGAACUUGAAGGUGAACAUUCCUCUGACAACGCCAUCUCGGGCCUUCUUGGCAAUCAGUGACCUGGUUCGGGAGGAUCUGAUCAGCCCAGCCUCCAAGAAGUGCAACUCUGAAGGCAAUAAUAAGAUGCAAAUUAAUAGGACAAAGCUGCAGCAUGCAGAGAAGAUGAUCAAAAAAGCUCUCAUUGAACUCUACAAAGGGUUGGGUUAUCUGAAUACUUACAGGAAUUUGAACAUGCUUGCAUUUGUAAAAAUUUUGAAGAAGUUUGACAAAGUCACAGGAAAGCAAGUUCUUCCGAUUUAUCUGAGAGUGGUAGAGAGCUCCUAUUUCAAUAGCUCUGACAAGGUGAUGCAUUUGGGAGAUGAAGUCGAAGAGCUAUUUGUCAAGCAGUUUGCUGCAGCUGAUCAAAGAAAAGCCCUGAAGUACCUGAAGCCACUCCAGCGUACAGAGUCGCACGGCACUACCUUUUUAGUAGGGUUAUUCACCGGUUGCUUGAUUGCGCUCUUCACCGGAUAUGUCAUCAUGGCUCAUGUCACCGGCAUAUACAGAAGAAAGGGAGACAGAGUUUACAUGGAAACUGUGUACCCCAUUCUUAGGCAAGUACCGUUAAGUUUUAGCGUCCUUCUUCAUAAUAAUGGGCAAAAAGCAGCUAAAAGAAGUGAUCCCUAUAUGUGCAGCAUGUUCAGCCUGUUCUUUCUGCACUUCUUUCUCUACGGAUGCAACAUUUUCGCAUGGCGAAAGGCACGUAUAAAUUAUAGCUUCAUCUUUGAACUGACCACUCCCAAGGAGCUCAAGUACAGAGAUGUGUUCCUAAUUUGUGCCGCAUCAAUGGCUGUUGUGGUAGGUGUCAUGUUUGUCCAUCUGUCUGUUCUCACAAAAGGGUCUUCGGACAAACAAGUCCAGUCAAUUCCCGGGCUUCUGCUACUGAGUUUCGUUCUAUUACUUGUAUGUCCAUGCAAUAUCUUCUACCAAUCUAGUCGGUACCGUCUCCUUCGAGUGAUAAGGAAUAUCAUUUUCUCACCCCUCUACAAGGUGGUUAUGCUGGACUUCUUCAUGGCUGAUCAACUCUGCAGUCAGAUUCCGAUGCUCAGAAACUUAGAGUACUUAACCUGUUAUUACAUAACCGGAAGCUAUAAGACUCAAGACUACAAGUAUUGCAUGCAGACCAAGCACUACCGAGACCUCGCCUAUGCAGUGUCCUUUCUUCCCUACUACUGGAGGGCAAUGCAGUGCGCGAGGCGAUGGUUUGACGAAGGACACACAAGCCAUCUCGUGAAUCUAGGGAAGUACGUGUCGGCGAUGUUAGCAGCCGGAGCCAAAGUAGCCUAUGAGAAAGAACAGAGCUUCGGGUGGCUCUUCCUAGUUGUGGUCAUCUCGAGUGGUGCCACGAUUUACCAAUUGUACUGGGACUUUGUAAAAGAUUGGGGCUUGCUCCAGAUGAACUCGAAGAACCAAUGGCUGAGGAACGAAUUGAUGCUUCGCCGAAAGUUCGUUUACUACUUGUCCAUGGGUUUGAACCUCGUUCUCAGGCUCGCUUGGUUACAAACGGUCCUCCAUUAUAGUUUUGAAAAUGUCGAUUAUAGAGUGACGGGGCUAUUUUUAGCAGCCCUGGAAGUACUCAGAAGAGGCCUGUGGAAUUUCUUCAGGUUGGAGAAUGAGCAUCUAAAUAAUGCAGGAAAGUUCAGAGCAGUUAAGACAGUACCCCUUCCCUUUCACGAAGUGGAUGAAGAAGGGUGAUCGACCAAUUGGCCUAAGUUGCAAGCAGAAUACAAUUCAGGGAUUCGAAAUUUCAACUUCUUUCUGGAAAAGGGUAUCGGGUUUUCUCUACUUAGCAUCAGUUGAUGGAACAACUUGGCUAAAUCAAUUUUUGUUCAUUCAGUGUGCUCUAGGAACAUGCGUCAAACUUGUAACAUUUUUUUUUGUUCCUUUUUUCCAAGGAUGAAGUGGAUGAGAUAGAAAGCUGUCAAUGCAUGAAUACCUAGUUAAUGCA
This is a messenger RNA of Syzygium oleosum, 2990 nucleotides long. RefSeq names its product phosphate transporter PHO1 homolog 1-like. The transcript has 13 exons. Lineage: Eukaryota; Viridiplantae; Streptophyta; Magnoliopsida; Myrtales; Myrtaceae. Gene Ontology annotation, biological process: cellular response to phosphate starvation; phosphate ion transport. The record is from RefSeq and is a predicted model, not a curated record. The coding region runs from base 125 to 2737 and encodes 870 amino acids. Gene Ontology annotation, cellular component: Golgi apparatus; trans-Golgi network; plasma membrane. Gene Ontology annotation, molecular function: inositol hexakisphosphate binding.